AUGACAGGUGCUGUGGAGGACCCAUGUCCGGUUGGACUGGAUGAGAAGGCUAUCCAGCACCAUGAGAGUACCCAUAGUCACCAGGAGGUGGUUGGUAGCGAUCAUAGUAAUGAUGCAGAGCUUCAUGAGUCGGAGAAGGAUAUCCCGAUGACCUUCCGACGCUUCAUGGGAUUCACAGCCAUGGCUUUUCUGUGGACUGGAAGUCAGAUUCCAGUGUAUCUUUUUGGUGGCAUCCCUCCCUAUAUCUAUGGAGCCAUUGGUGGAGCAGACCGAUGGGUCUGGUUUGUCCUUGCCAACUUGCUUAGUCUCGCCGCCAUCUGCCCCUUCGUCGGAUCCUUGUCUGAUCUGUUCGGUCGCCGUUAUGUCGCGAUCGCGGGCGCUGCCCUCAUUUGUUUGGGCAUGAUCGUUAGCAGCACGGCCAACACCAUGAACAUUUUUAUUGCGGGCAUGGCGAUUGCUGGUGCUGGUGCUGGUAUCAACGAAUUGACUGCCCUGGCGGCCACCUCCGAAAUGGCACCAACUCGCAAGCGCGGCGUUUAUGUCGCAGCUCUCAUUUUCUCCAUUGUGCCAUUUUGCCCAUCUGUGCUCUAUGCCCAGCUUAUUGCAUACUAUAGCAACUGGCGAUAUGUUGGCGCGUUCUGUGGUGCGUGGAAUGGAUUUGGUCUGCUAGUCACGGUCUUCUUCUAUUUCCCUCCUCCUCGAACCAACUCUCUUGGGCUGAGCCGGAAGGAGAUCAUCAGCCGUAUCGAUUUCGUCGGUGGUUUCUUGAGUAUCACCGGUUUGAUUGUGUUCUUGGCAGGUCUGCAGUGGGGCGGUUAUAUGUACCCAUGGUCUUCUGCCCAUGUCCUUGCCCCAUUGAUCAUUGGUUUCGUCCUCUUGGUCGCAUUUGCCUUCUGGGAAAUUUAUGGAGCCAAAUACCCCAUCUUCCCAACUCGACUGAAGCAAGAGCCUCGCACUCUAGGUCUCACCCUUGUUAUCACAUUUAUCUCGGGCGCAAACUUCUUCUCCGUGCUGAUGUUCUGGCCGACCGAAUCUUUCAAUGUAUAUGGCCAUGACCCCGUUGAUGUCGGCAUUCGAAGUCUGCCUGUUGGUUUCGGUAUCUUGGCAGGAGCCUGCAUUGUGCUUGUGCUUCUCAGUGUUUUCCGUGGACACAACAAGGAGCUAUUGAUUGUUAGCAGUGUUCUUAUGACCGCCGGCUGCGGAGCUCUCUCAAUUGGACGCGUUGAUAACCUCUACCAACUUUGGGGACUUCUCGUACUAGCCGGUCUUGGAAUCGGUGGUAUCGUGGUUCCAGCUUCAAUCAUCACUACCAUCAUCUGUCCUGAUGAUCUCAUUGCCACGAUUUCCGCUCUUACCUUGUCCAUCCGUGUCGUGGGUGGUGGAGUCGGCUACACGAUCUACUACAAUGUCUUCAUCUCCAAAUUCGUCCCGCUGACAACACACUACAUUGGCGGUGUGAUGGCGACACAGCUCAAUAUCACAGAUGUCGCAGUCAUCACAGAGGUGAUUGAACUCACCGGCGCGUCGCUACUAGACGAAAUCAAGAUGGUCCCCGGUAUUGCUGGAAAUGAGAUGGCAUAUGAAGCGGUGGUUGCUGCUGGACAGAUUGCAUACGCAGAGGCAUAUAAAUGGGUUUACUAUGUCAGCAUUGCAUUUGGAAUUGUUUCCAUUCUGGCGUCUUGCUUCCUGGGCGAUAUCUCCAAGUACAUGACCGACCAUGUUGCGGUGGUGAUGUGA
Penicillium cosmopolitanum is the source of this 1737-nucleotide messenger RNA. Its product is annotated as putative MFS drug efflux pump. The transcript has 8 exons. Gene Ontology annotation, biological process: transmembrane transport. Bases 1 to 1737 code for a protein of 578 amino acids. Gene Ontology annotation, molecular function: transmembrane transporter activity. Lineage: Eukaryota; Fungi; Ascomycota; Eurotiomycetes; Eurotiales; Aspergillaceae. The record is from RefSeq and is a predicted model, not a curated record.